Molecule: messenger RNA, 5496 nt
Organism: Schistosoma mattheei
Lineage: Eukaryota; Metazoa; Platyhelminthes; Trematoda; Strigeidida; Schistosomatidae
Source: the annotation of a GenBank genome assembly
AUGCCUUGCUUUCUGAUUAAAAAAAUUGAUACAGCAAUUCAUUUAUUCAUCAUAAUGAAAUUGAUUUUAAUCACUUUUGGAUUAUUUCCUGUUUCAACUUCACAGAAUAAUUUGAAUUCACUACAAUAUUUUUCAACAAAUUGUUCAAUAUUAUUAGAUGAAACACAAUUUUUACCUAAUUGGACAAAAGAUUCACAUUCACUAACGGAUUUUAAUAAACAACUUAUCAAAUAUCUCAAUUUAAUUUCACCUAAACCAACCACCUGUUUUCUAUGCACUAACAACUCAACGUAUAUUAUUAUUUCUAACAAUUAUGGUAUAUUGAGACAAAUGAACCAGCAUUGUGAACAAAUAAUAAGCCAUGAAGCAUUUAAGAAAAUUAUGGAAUCUAUGAAUUCAUUCGAAGAACAAAUGAUAUCAAUUAGUGAUGAAAAUUAUUUAACAGCUAUUUUUUAUGACCCUACUCUUGUCAAUUAUACAAUCUUCACAAAGAAUUACUGCAUGUCUGAAAAUUUAUCUGAGGUUCGUAAUUUAUUUGGCCAAAUUGACUGUACCAAUACUGCUACCGAUCCCCGUAAUUAUAAAACACCUUUACUUAUGGUACAAUCUGAAAUUAAAUCAAAUAAUAUGUGUUUAUUUUGCUAUUGUAUUCAAAAACAUGCCACAUAUACCAUUCAAAUAAAAAAUAUUACAUUUACAACUGUUCUCCUACUUGUCAAUUACAAACAGUUGUCAAUUGAGGACGUUGAACAUAAACUUCAACAGUUAUUAAAAAUGCCUUCAGUCAAUAUCAUUUCCUUCUGUUUAUUCACUAAUGAGAUAAUGAGAGAAUGGGAAGAAAAUAAUUAUUUACAAAAAAAUAGGAAGAAUGUACCCAUCAAGUAUACGAAAAGACUUUCAGAAACUGAACAGACCAGACAUUCCCGAACAAAACGAUAUUCCGAGUUGACGACAAAUGCUAAGUACUCAAUGAAUUCACAACUUUUACCUCCAAGAAAUUUGCAAAUAGUACCUCUUAAUUUUGGAUCUUUAAAUAUAUCAUGGAUUCCUGCACAAAAAAACGAACAAUUUAUCACACAUUACGAAUUAAUUUUAUUUGGCCUCAAUGAAAAAUCAGAUAAUCUAUUAAGUCAUUGUUUAAGAACACAUACAAUAUAUAAUCAAACUGGACAUAAUGUUUAUUUAGCUCCAUUAUUUUCACAAAAUCGUCAAGUUCUUAUCAAUGUUACAGCUCCAGCAGAUUAUGCAAUAGUUACUGGAUUACCACCAGAUAAUUUUUAUCGUGUACUUUUAUUUGCUGUUGGGAAUUCAAUGAGAAGUUCACCGGCUACAAUGCCAUCAUCUCCACGAGUACCAGCACUUUCACCACAAACUCCACCUGAAAAUAUUAAAAUUACUUCACGGGGAACUCAGAGUGUGAAAAUAUCAUGGAGUCCACCAAGUGAUAUAGAUUGCACUGGAGAACUAAUGAAUUAUGUGAUCAACAUCAACUCUUCUCGUUUAAUAGAGCCUAUAAUUAUUAAAGUUCCACGUUCAAAAAGAAAUUACGUUGUAGAGAAUCUUAUACCUGGAACAUUUUACAGUGUACAAGUUUCUGCAACUACUCGAGGUGGCUUAGGUGUCCCAUCUAAAGCUAUACACUUUCAAACAAGUGGAGAACUUCCAAAGUUAGAUUCAGAUGAAUUAGAAGGCAUAGAAAUUCCUGAAUCUAAAUUGGCAUCAAAUAUUGACAGUCAAAAUGUAGACUUUUUUGAAGACGAAAUAAAAGCUGAUGAUUUGACUGACUCAAUUCGACAAGCUAACAAUCCACCAUUUUAUGUGUUACCUUCAAGGAUCCAUAAUCUACGGGCGACAGCAACUCAAACAUCAAUAAAAUUAAAAUGGUCAGUUGCUUUAAGACAAAUUAAUAUGAAUAGUGAAACACAUUUAUUUGAUGAUGUUGACUAUGAAUAUACAUCAUUAAUUAAUCCAAGACAUUUAAUCCCUGUCCCAAUCAAAAAUGAGAAACAUCAGAAAGAUAUAACUGGUUUGCUACCACCAGGAACAAAACACAUCAUACGUUGGGGUGAUAUGCAUCCCGGUCCAUCCGAGGAUAGUGUAAGAGGUGAUCGAACACAGUAUACAAUUGAAAAUUUAAGACCUGGAACGAUUUAUUACAUUCGAGUUAUAUCUGUUACAGAAGGUGGAGAUGGUCCCGCUGCCUACACUGUUGUAAUGACACAAGACUCUUCAUCAGCAACAAAACCGACAAGUCAAGGUUUACUUAUCCCUGUAAAUUUAGUAGUUCGGCAACUUGGCUCUACAUGGGCACGUGUUGGAUGGGAUAUGCCAAGUGUUCCACAAUCUAUUAAAAUGUCUAUCAGUGGAUUUCAAGUGAAGUAUUAUUCAGUGAAGGCAAACACAGACCAAGAAGAAGAAGAAGAAGGACAGGAAAAUGAAAUAGAAAUUACAAAUUAUAUCACUGAACAAUUCGCAACAAAAAAUGUUGACGAAAAAAAACAUGAAUUAAAAUUAAUCAAUAUGACCUUAACAUCAAACCAAAUUCAUGACGAACACUUUGACAUUAUUCUUCGCGAUUUGGAACCUGCUACGCAGUAUGAAUUUGGUGUUCGAGUGUUACAUAAUGAAGUGAUAUUUGAAGAAAAUGAUCCAAACGAUAAUGUUAGAACAGUGAAAACAUAUUUCUGGAGUAUGGUUCAAGGAUUUGAAACUUUGGUAAAACUAUUAGCAAUAAUCAACGGAUUGGGUGUUACUCUUAAAGAACAACUGAUCGUUUACCAUUUUAUCUUAAUUCGUGCUGACGAUGCUUGUGAGAACGAUAAUGAAAGGCUGGUGAACAAGUCCAAAGGAUGCACCGACAAAUAUUCGACUAUCCAAAUAAGGUUAACUAACAAAUUGCAUACAAAACUUCAAUUGUUAGAUUUCUCAACUAUACAAACUUCCUCAGAUGCACUGAAUAAUGAUAUCAUACAUGAUCAAAACAAUGAUAAUAGUAAUGAUAAUAAUAAGCCUAGUUCACAUUUCCUAGUCACAAUGUUUAUUAAAUGGGAUCCACCAACUUAUCCAAAUGGAAGAAUACUUGCAUCUGCCCUAUAUCUUACUACAAAUAUGAAACAAUCUACAAGAAAAUGGACAGAAAGAUCAGUCAAUGGUGGAAGUACAGAAGCAGGUUUACUAAGGUUAAAACCAAGUACACUAUAUUUUGUGAAAAUCACUUCAAGAAAUCAACAUGGCCGAUCACCAUCUUCAAAUAUCAUUGCUUUCUAUACACCGAAUGCCGAUGGAUCUGGUGGUGGAAUCAUUCAAUUUACAAAAGAUUAUUAUAAUUUAAAUGAUAUUCAUGAAACAUUCGAUAAAAUUCAACCAUUUCCUAAUGAAAAUGAAUUAAAUAAAUUAAUAAGAACAAAUGAUCCUAUUUAUACAACUACUACUAAAUUAAUUGAUAUUGAAAAUAUACACUGGAUUAUAUUGGGUGGUGCAAUUGGUUGUGCAUUAGUCAUUAUGAUUAUUAUUACUUUAGCAUUAUUAAUUCGUUGUCGAAAAAUAAAAUUCACUACAAAUUUAACUAAAAGGGUAUCAGAUAAGUCAACAUAUAAUACAUCGUAUUCAGAACAUCAACAUGAAACAACCAUACAUCGACAUGAUUGCUUACAAAAGAAUCCAUCAUUUAAUCUGAAUGAUAUUUGUCUUAAUGCAAAUAUACUCGGUAGUUGUAGCCCGACAGAAACUAUAGCUGCUGGUUCCAAUUCCGGUUCAAUUGGUGUUCGCACAGGCCAUUCACUAACCAAUGACCAGUUCAAUCAAAAUGUACGAAUGAAUAUCUAUCCAUCACAUCAUUCUAAUUGUAUACAUUCUGAUUGUAGCGUAAAAAAGAUCAAUGAAACAGUACCAUUGUUAACCAGCAGUCAUUGUAAUUGUGGUGUGUCGAUUGAUACAUCAGCGCCAACACCAUCGGGACCAAUUAACUGGAUACCUAAUGUUGGAGCAUUCAAUAUUGGUAUAUCUGGUGGAGGGUGUUUUGAAGAUCGGCAUUCAACAUCAGUCGAAAGUGAUACCGAUGCUAAUAACUCAAUGAAAUUAUUAAAUAAUUGUCAAGAAAGUGGUAGAAAUUGGCAAAAUGAUAUGAACUGUGGUAAAUUUAAGUUGAAUAAACAGUUGUCGGCUGACAUGCAUGAGCGUAAUAUAGAGUCAUUGAAUGGUAAUAUUAGUGCAUCACGUGACAUGACAUUAUCUUAUCUUGGAUCAAGUGUUCAAAAUUCAAUUAAUUGUCAUGCACCUUAUUGUCAACAAUCACAAUUAAAAAAUAUGGGGAAUCGUAGUCCAUUCAAACCUCCUGGCACUGUAAUUAAUCCACCUAAUUUACAAAUGACAUGUUGUACAAAUAAUAAUAAUAAUAAUAAUAAUCCUCAUAUUAAUUUUAAUCGUUCACGUGAUUUUCGAAGUAAUCAAUUAAAUAAAAUGAUUGGAGACAAUGGAUGUACUGGAAGUGGUAGUCUUACAGAUGAAGUGACUGCGUCUUCACCAGGAAGUAGUGCUACUGGACGUACACAUGGUUAUUUAAAUCAAAUCUCUUCUUCACCAACAAAUACAAGUUUAAAUUUCAAAAAAUAUAACAGAGUUAUUGGAAAAUAUGAAGAUGAAGAAGAUAAUAAUGAUGAGUUAAAUAUUAAUCGUGAUAUAGGUUUUAGAAAUUAUGGAAGUAAACAUAAUGGACAUGGAACACAUCAAAAGUUGUCUGUAAAUACAUCUGUUGAUCAACAAAGUUUAUCACCAUUACCCCCAAGGAAGUACAGCAAUAAUAAAAAUCAAAUUCUAUCGGAUAGUCAAGGUGAAAGAUGUCAAACUCAUGGAACAGGUAUAUCAACUCGAAAUAAUGCUCUGAGUUCCGACUAUGCUUCACAACAAAGUAGCUUAAGCAAUAAGUCAAGUGAAUCAAGUGCGACAAAUCAUGGUUUUUCACCGGAAAAACAUGUAAACUAUCCAAAUAAAGUAAAACUGAUAGAUAUGAAUACAAAUGUACAUAAUGUUGAUGCAUCAUUUGUAUUAGAUCGUGUACCGACACCGGAACCGCAACAUCGAUCAGGACAAUUUGCAAGACUAAUGCAAUAUAAUUUGUCCGAUCAACCGAUUAAUCGAUUACAAAUACUUAAUUUAACUGAUGAUGAUUAUUUAUCGGAUAAAAUAGAAAUUAAAAAUAAAAUUAUUCAGUCACCGACAAUUAUGAAAAGAAUGACAACAACUACAACAACAACACCAACUAAUACUCUUUCUUCAAACACUAUUACUUAUACUACUGUACAGAAUGUAUUUUCAACAAAAUCAAAUUAUGAUUUAGAACUUAAUAAACAUGAUAGAACUCCAGAUACACCAGAUAGCAUUUCUGAACAGGAAAUGAUGAAAGGUUUCAGUACAGAAGAAUUAAAUCAAGAAAUGGCUAAUCUAGAAGGAUUAAUGAAAAAUUUAUCAGAAAUUACACAGAAUGAAUUUACAUGUUAA